Molecule: messenger RNA, 1884 nt
Organism: Leptonychotes weddellii (Weddell seal)
Lineage: Eukaryota; Metazoa; Chordata; Mammalia; Carnivora; Phocidae
Source: RefSeq, a predicted model, not a curated record
AAUCGGGCCCGACGAGGAAGACCUGAGUCAGUGUUUGCACUUCUCCCUUCCAGCUUUGGGUGGCGCUGCGUGGGACCCGUGGGUCCCGACUAGGGUCCUCGCUCUCUCCCUCGUUCCUCUGGAAACCCCGUGUGCACCGUUCUGGAGGACAUGGCGCGGCAGUGGGGGCCCUCCAUGAGGGCGGCUGAGAAGGCGGGCUGCGUGGUGAGCGCCUCCCGGGCCGGGCAGGCCGAGGCGGGCUCGUGGAGCUGCAGCGGGGUAAUCCUGAGCCGCUGCCCGGACCUGGUGCUGUGCCACGGGGGCAUCUUCACCCCCUUCCUGCGGGCCGGGAGCGCGGCGCUGACCGCGGCCGGCGCCGCCUUCCUGCCCGGCGACAGUUGCGGUGACGACCUGCGCCUGCACGUGCAGUGGGCCGCCACCCCUCUCCUGCGCGCCGCCCGAGCCGCUCUCGGCCGCCUGGGCCCUGGCACCCACGCCCUGGCCGCCCUCCUGCCGCCGGAGAUGGGCGCCCCGUGGGGCUUGCCCCUCCGAGACCCCGGCCCCCCGUGGGCAGCUGCGGCCGUGCUGGUGGAGUGCGGCACCGUCUGGGGCUCCGGAGUGGUGGUGGCGCCCCGCCUCGUGGUGACCUGCCGGCAUGUGGCCCCUCGGGAGGCGGCCAGGGUCCUGGUGCGCACCACGCCCCCCAAGAGUGCCACGAUCUGGGGACAUGUGGUGUUUGCCACCCAGGAGACCUCUCCCUACGACGUAGCGGUAGUGAGCCUGGAGAAGGACCUACACGGUGUCCCCUUGCCAGUGCCAGCUGAGCAUUUCCACGAAGGUGAAGCUGUCAGUGUGGUGGGCUUCGGCGUCUUUGGCCAGGCUUGCGGGCCCUCGGUGACCUCGGGCAUCCUGUCAGCUGUGGUGCGGGUGGAUGACGCAGCGGUGAUGCUCCAGACCACAUGUGCCGUGCAUGGCGGCUCCAGCGGCGGACCCCUCUUCUCCCCCUGCACAGGAAACCUCCUGGGCAUCGUGGCCAGCAACACCCGGGACAAUGACACAGGGGCCACCUACCCUCACCUGAACUUCAGCAUCCCCAUCACGGUGCUGCAGCCGGCCCUGCAGUGGUACAGGUGGACGGGGGGCCUGGGCGGCCUCCGGGAGCUGGACGGCGCUGCGGAGCCCGUGAGGGUGGUGUGGCGGCUGCGGAGGCCCCUGACGGGGGCCCCGCGGAGCAAGCUCUGAGGCUGCGUCGGUCCUGUGGCGAGAAGAGCCACCACGUGUGGCCGCAGCAAGCGCCCAGGGUAGCGGCCUCAGGAUCCUGACGCAGGCCGGCUGGGCCGCCGCCCCUUCCCCCCACCUUGUUCGGCCCCGCAGUCGGGACCGCACUUCCCCUGGGCCGCACGGGUCUCCAGCCAGCAGCCUGCCCCGGGGUGCUCUUUGGAGCCCUCGCGUCUGUCUGCCCGCCGGCACUACAGUCAGCUGUAUUAUUUCUCCUUCGGGGGAGCCCCGCGUCAGUGCACACAGCCCUGGUCCUGACAGCCGGGCGCAGGCUGGAAGGCGGUCCCAGCCCCGGCUUUGCAUCUGCCCCCUGUCUCCUGAUGGCCACUGGCCACGGAGUGGCUGCUCCCCGGGGCAGGAGCUUCCUCAGAAACCCUCAGCAGAGAGGCCUGCUCCGAAGACCAAAGACAAGAGGAAAAGGACGUCUUUCUGGUUUGUUACAUCUCUAGGUGGGGUCCCUGAAGGUUAGGGUUCGUGGGUCUUCCUGGGUCGGGUGUCGCUGACCUCCAGGAGCACUCUGACACAGUGCCUUUACUUUCCAGCCCAUAAAAUGGGCCUCAGGGAUCUCACGGGGUAGAAUGUGUCUCGUUGGGGGUUGGGAAUAAAGAGAAUGUCUGGGAGAAACUA